Messenger RNA from Armigeres subalbatus, 479 nucleotides. RefSeq names its product defensin-A-like. The coding region runs from base 90 to 389 and encodes 99 amino acids. The transcript has 2 exons. Lineage: Eukaryota; Metazoa; Arthropoda; Insecta; Diptera; Culicidae. The record is from RefSeq and is a predicted model, not a curated record. Gene Ontology annotation, biological process: humoral immune response; defense response to bacterium.
GAUUGCAUUGAAGACCCUAUCAGUCCAUCUCACAAGUUUGUUCAAGCAAUACUAAGCUCUCUUCACAUUAACCCGAAAAAAUAUCAACAAUGCAGUCCUUCACCGCAGUUUCUUUCGUCGCUCUGUGCACCAUGAUCAUGGCUAUCAUGGCAUACCCACAGGAACCGGUGCUGGCGGACGAAGUCCAAUCCUAUGCUAAUUCGCUGUUUGACGAACUCCCGGAGGAAUCUUACACAGCUGCCGUAGAGAACUACCGACUCAAGCGAGCCACCUGUGAUCUGUUGAGCGGAUUCGGAGUAAACGACAGUGCGUGCGCUGCUCAUUGCAUUGCUCGCGGUAAUCGGGGAGGUUAUUGCAACUCCAAGAAGGUUUGCGUUUGCCGCAAUUGAAAAUAAAAAUGUGAUUUCAAAUAACUUCUGCUCAUUUAUGUUCCUAUUAAAAAUAAAGAAAUACACGAAUAAAAUUUAUUUAAAGUGAAA